AUGGCUUUGCAGUAUUUGCGGAUGCAGAGGCAGCGUCAAAAACUUAAACUAGUGCAACUGGUCAUCAUUACCCGAUCAUUGAAUCUUGCAGAAAAAACAUCACUUGCCAACUUUGAUAUUUAUCUGCAAGUCAAGUCCAUUUCUUGGGACCGCGUAUUAACCUUGGCGUUCGCCUAUGAUGCUAUUUCUAGUGACAAUUUAUAUACUAAAAUAAGUGCUGCAUCAAUAUGA
This is a messenger RNA of Plasmopara halstedii, 231 nucleotides long. RefSeq lists its product as uncharacterized. The coding region runs from base 1 to 231 and encodes 76 amino acids. The record is from RefSeq and is a predicted model, not a curated record. Lineage: Eukaryota; Oomycota; Peronosporomycetes; Peronosporales; Peronosporaceae. The transcript is spliced from 2 exons.